CCGCCCAGAUGUACAGCAUGAUGAUGGAGACCGACCUACACUCGCCCGGCGGCGCCCAGGCGCCCACGAACCUCUCGGGCCCGGCCGGGGCGGGCGGGGGCGGUGGUGGGGGCGGGGGCGGCGGUGGCGGCGGGGGCACCAAGGCCAACCAGGAUCGGGUUAAGCGGCCCAUGAACGCCUUCAUGGUGUGGUCCCGCGGACAGAGGCGCAAGAUGGCCCAGGAGAACCCCAAGAUGCACAACUCGGAGAUCAGCAAGCGCCUGGGGGCCGAAUGGAAGGUCAUGUCCGAAGCUGAGAAGCGGCCGUUCAUCGACGAGGCCAAGCGACUACGAGCGCUGCACAUGAAGGAGCACCCGGAUUACAAGUACCGGCCGCGCCGUAAGACCAAGACGUUGCUCAAGAAGGACAAGUACUCGCUGGCCGGUGGGCUGCUGGCGGCCGGCGCAGGUGGCGGUGGCGCAGCCGUGGCCAUGGGCGUGGGCGUGGGCGUCGGGGCGGCAGCGGUGGGCCAGCGCCUGGAGAGCCCGGGCGGCGCGGCUGGAGGCGGCUACGCGCACGUCAACGGCUGGGCCAACGGUGCCUACCCGGGCUCGGUAGCCGCAGCUGCUGCAGCCGCGGCCAUGAUGCAGGAGGCACAGCUAGCCUACGGGCAGCACCCAGGCGCGGGCGGCGCGCACCCUCACGCGCACCCGGCGCACCCGCACCCGCACCAUCCGCACGCGCAUCCUCACAACCCGCAGCCCAUGCACCGCUACGACAUGGGCGCACUGCAGUACAGCCCCAUCUCCAACUCUCAGGGCUACAUGAGCGCGUCGCCUUCGGGCUACGGUGGCAUCCCCUACGGCGCCGCAGCAGCCGCCGCCGCCGCUGCUGGCGGCGCGCACCAGAACUCGGCUGUGGCGGCCGCGGCGGCUGCAGCGGCGGCAUCGUCGGGUGCCCUCGGUGCCCUCGGCUCGCUGGUCAAGUCAGAGCCCAGCGGCAGCCCGCCGGCCCCUGCUCACUCGCGGGCGCCGUGCCCCGGGGACCUGCGCGAGAUGAUCAGCAUGUACCUGCCUGCAGGCGAGGGUGGAGACCCGGCGGCUGCAGCGGCUGCCGCGGCCCAAAGCCGACUGCACUCGCUGCCACAGCACUACCAGGGCGCGGGCGCGGGUGUCAACGGCACGGUGCCCCUGACGCAUAUCUAGCGCCUCGGGGACGCCGGGGACACUGCGGCUCGAGACCGCCGACCCGGCGACGAAGAGCGUGAGGCCUGCGCCGGAGCCUCCUGAGCUCGACUUUGUACAGACGACUCCAUGUUCCUGUAAAAAGACAGCUCUGGAGGUCGGAGCACCAGGUGACAUCUGCCCUCUCUCAUCUUUACCGGGACUCCGAGGCGCUGACACCAGACUGGCGUCUUAGACUGAACUUUGGUGUUUUCACGAGACCUUUUGUACAGUAUUUAUCGUCCACAGAGGAGGCACACAGCGUUUUCUCGGCUCGGGAGGACAAAAGACAAAACCCACCGAGGCGAUGCCAACUUUUCUAUGACUGCCGGCACUGUAACUUUCUCCCGGGUUUCCUUCCCGCCGGCUCUUCUGCCUGAGGCCGAGUGACGGACCUCGAGCUGUUCUCACUUGUUAUAAAUGUAGUAAGGCAGAUCCAAACAUUUACAAGUUUUUUGUAGUUGUUACCGCUCUUUUGGGUUGGUUGGUUCAUUUAUACCAAGAUCCCCUCUCAGACGGUGGAGAUAUAUUCUGGGUUUUGUAAAACUCUGUAUCCGAGCAUUUCCAUUUUUGUUUUGUUUUGUAUUAUUUCUUGUAAAUGCGUUGUGACAUUUUUAUUUUAGGCGCUGCGGUAAGGGGGGGAGGAGUCAGAUUAUGUACAUAGCCUGCAAGUCUUUCAUCUAAAAAAGAAAAACAAAAAGAUACCCCCCUUUCCAAAAUGCAUCAAAAUUUGAAUCAAUACGUCUAAGAGAGAAACGGCCGUUUCCCUAUGAAAUUGAAACGUGCUAAUUUUAUAUGCAUGAUUUAUGAGCUCAAAAUACAAUUAGCAAUCUGGUGACGGAGAAAUUAUCAAUAGGGCCCAAGAGUAAGGGAGCCCCACCGAGCGGAGGGCAGCGUUUCAAUGGCUUUAUUCAGUGGGAAAAGAGGAAGCUAAACUCCAGAGAUUAUUCUGUAGAGUUGAAGUUAACACAGAAGGGAAGUAACUACAAAGUACUUUCUAAUAGUUUUGCAGUUUAACUGCCUGGCCCUGGCAUUUUUUUUCUUUUUUCUUUUUGCAUUUCUUUGCUGUGGCUCUGCCCUUCCCCCUACUGUAGCAGUUUUUGAGGCAGCUUGGUCCUGGUUGGAAGGAGAAAGGACGGUGCUCAAUGAUGGGGCUGGUGGGACGAGGCCAAGGAUGGGGGACAACGAGCACCACAAAGACAGCGUGCCUUUGAUAUCUCCGUGAUUGGGAUUGUAAGUGAAAUUUUCUUCCAGUGGUUCAAGGAAGCAAUUCUGACCCAGAACGCACCGCCACUGUGUCCCUCACCCAGGUCCUACCCCAACACCUCCCCCUUCCUCUCUGGGAAAAUGCAACAAAUUUGCGGAUUUUCUUACAUACACACACACACACACACACACACACACACACACCGCCCCUCUCCUGUGUGAAAUGGGAUGCAGGUUGCUAGGGAAUGUAAACACAGAAUUCAGUGUUUUAUUAUUCCUGACCAGAUCUUGAGGUUGUUUGAUGCUUUAAAUAUUUUUAAUUAUAUUUUUUCUAGGUGUUUAUUGGUACAUUGCAGGGUUUUUUUUCCUGGAAUUUAAAGUUUUCUGUAAAACUUUGUCUUCAGGUAAUCUGACAGCAUUAAAUAUUGCAUUUAAAACUUAUACGCAGCAAAUAUGUUUUGAAAUUAAUCAUGACAUUAGGAUGAAAUUCUAUUUUUUGAAGGAAAUUUUCCUUAAGUCCAGGUGGAAAAUGAUACUAAUUCUUUCCCCUCAUUUUCCCGCUUAGUUUCUUUUCUUUUUUCUUUUUCUUCUUUCUUUUCUUUUUUUUUUUUGAAUGAGUAUGGACUAGCUAUUCUAAAGUGGACUUACUCUACCG
Messenger RNA from Microtus oregoni (creeping vole), 3063 nucleotides. RefSeq names its product SRY-box transcription factor 1 (gene Sox1). NCBI's taxonomy places the organism in Eukaryota, Metazoa, Chordata, Mammalia, Rodentia, Cricetidae. The record is from RefSeq and is a predicted model, not a curated record. The coding region runs from base 9 to 1184 and encodes 391 amino acids. Gene Ontology annotation, biological process: cell differentiation; regulation of DNA-templated transcription; anatomical structure morphogenesis. The transcript has a single exon. Gene Ontology annotation, molecular function: RNA polymerase II cis-regulatory region sequence-specific DNA binding; DNA-binding transcription factor activity, RNA polymerase II-specific.